Messenger RNA from Peromyscus californicus insignis, 723 nucleotides. RefSeq names its product mannose-binding protein A-like. The coding region runs from base 1 to 723 and encodes 240 amino acids. Lineage: Eukaryota; Metazoa; Chordata; Mammalia; Rodentia; Cricetidae. Gene Ontology annotation, biological process: positive regulation of phagocytosis; surfactant homeostasis. The record is from RefSeq and is a predicted model, not a curated record. Gene Ontology annotation, cellular component: rough endoplasmic reticulum; multivesicular body. The transcript is spliced from 4 exons.
AUGCUCCUGCUUCCAUCGCUCCCUGUCCUUCUCCUGUGUGUGGUGGCCAUAGCCUCAUCAAAGUCACAAACCUGUGAGGAUGCCCUGAAGUCUUGCUCUGUAAUAGCCUGUGGCAGAGAUGGGAGAGAUGGACCCAAAGGGGAGAAGGGAGAACCAGGUCAAGGGCUCAGGGGCUUGCAGGGCCCUCCAGGGAAAGUGGGGCCUCCAGGAAAUAUAGGAGCUCCUGGAAUUUCAGGACCAAAAGGCCAAAAAGGGGAUCCUGGACACAGUGCAGCCAUUGAAGCAAAGCUGCUGAAUUUGGAGGCAGAGAUGAGGACCCUGAAAUCAGAACUGGAGCACACCAAGAAGUUGCAUGCCUUCUCAAUGGGCAAAAAGUCUGGGAAGAAGUUCUUCGUGACCAACCGUGAAACUAUGCCCUUUUCCAAAGUGAAGGCUCUGUGUGCCGGGCUCCGAGGCACUGUGGCUAUUCCCAGGAAUGCUGAGGAGAACAAGGCCAUCCAAGAAGUGGCCAAAGGCAACGCCUUCAUAGGCAUCACAGAUGAGGUGACUGAAGGCCAAUUCAUGUACGUGACAGGGGGGAAACUCACCUACAGCAACUGGAAACAGAAUGAGCCCAAUGACCACGGCUCGGGGGAGGACUGUGUCAUUAUGUUAGAGAGUGGCAUCUGGAAUGACAUUUCCUGCCAGUCUUCCUUCAUCGCUGUCUGCGAGUUCCCGGCCUGA